This is a messenger RNA of Pipistrellus kuhlii (Kuhl's pipistrelle), 1738 nucleotides long. Its product is annotated as nucleolar and spindle-associated protein 1-like. Gene Ontology annotation, molecular function: microtubule binding. The transcript has a single exon. Gene Ontology annotation, biological process: mitotic chromosome condensation; mitotic cytokinesis; establishment of mitotic spindle localization. The record is from RefSeq and is a predicted model, not a curated record. The coding region runs from base 71 to 1414 and encodes 447 amino acids. Lineage: Eukaryota; Metazoa; Chordata; Mammalia; Chiroptera; Vespertilionidae. Gene Ontology annotation, cellular component: mitotic spindle; microtubule; nucleolus.
CUGAGUUUUGAACCGCGGGCCGGAGGUUGGAGGGUGCUGCUUUGCCUGGUUGCCUGCAUUGGUAGUCGGGAUGACCGUCCCCUCCCUCGAGGAGCUGGACUCCCUCAAGUACAGUGACCUGCAGAACUUGGCCAAGAGCCUGGGCCUCCGGGCUAACCUGAGGGCAGACAAACUGCUAAAAACCUUGAAAGCCCACCUGAAAGGGGAAGCAAGAAAAGAAAAUGGAAAGCAGGAUGAAAGUCAAACUUCUGCAUCCUCUUGUGAUGAGACCGAGAUGCAGAUCAGCAGUCAGAAACAAGCUGAGUGGGAACCAGCUGGCCAUGUCACCAAGAAAAGGAGAAGGCGCAGGACUGUCCGCAGCAGUCCUGACUCCCAGCAGGAUCAUCCAGAGAUAAAAACAAGUGACCCCACUGAGUUCCAGAAUCAAGAAAAACAGGAAAACCAGGCUCUCAGACCUGUUGCAGAAGUCCCAUCGCCACCAGAUGGGAGACAAGGAAAGGAGAACGCAGAGUCCUCGGGAAGUAGUGAAGUAAACGGUAAUGAAGAUUCAAAGGUGCCUUCAGAAAGAAAGAAGUCUGGCUACACAGAUGGGUUUUCCAAAUCUGGAAAAAAUAAAAGAAUUGCAAUCACAACUCCAAACUUUAAGGAGCUUCAUGAGGCCCAUUUUAAGGAAAUGGAGUCCAUUGAUCAAUAUAUUAAGAGAAAAAAGAAAAAUUUUGAACAAUACAGUUCACUUAACGAACUGAAGAAGCGGUCCAUAACUAAGGAAGUGGUGGCAACUCCAGUGGGUCGCCAAGGAAGAUUCUCUAUGGCUUGUACUCCCUCAAGCCAGCAGCGCUCACAAGGCCGGGCCCCGGGUGCUGCAGAUCUGAGCACCUUGUAUAUGAAGGGGUCGGUCAAGCGUUCCACUCUCUCAGCAACUAAAAUGAAUGUCAGGUUUUCAGCUGCUACUAAAGAUAAUGAAUAUAAGCGUUCACUGACUAAGACUCCGGCCAGAAAGUCUCCACAUGUGUCCAUAUCUGGGAAUACUCCAAAAGGCCAGGCUGUGCUUGGGGCAAACAAGUUAAAGACCACAAAGGGGGAUUCUGCUACAGUUAUUACCCCAUUCAAGUUUUCAGCUGAAGCAGCACAGACUCCAGUCUCCAACAAGAAACCAGUGUUUGAUCUCAAAGCAAGUUUGUCUCGUCCGCUCAACUAUGAGCCACACAAAGGAAAACUGAAACCAUGGGGACAAUCUAAAGAAAAUAAAUCUCUGAAUGAGCAUGUAAGCAGAGUUAGCUUCCACAAGAAAACUUACAAACAACCCCCUCUUCAGACCAGGGAGGAGCAACGGAAGAAACACGAGCAAGAACGAAAGGAGAAGAAGGCAAAGGCUUUGGGAACUCGAAGGGGCCUUACUAUGGCUGCAGAUUAAUAGUUUAACGUUCUGUAAAUAUUACUUUAUUCCGAACCUUUUUUUGUAAAUAUUUUCAUACUGUCCUUUCUACUUUGUCCAAAGGUCUUUUUCUGCUCUUAACUUUGUUCCUAAGUCCCUUUACAACUCAGUAUUUCAAUGAGAUCUAUCCUAUGCUUUUUUCCCCAUCCUAUAGAUUCUUUUUUCUUUUCCAUCCUAUUUUUGACCUAGAUUUUUAAUGUCAAUUUCCCCCUCAUGGCUCUAAUAUUAACAGAUUUGCAAUCCUCUUCUAGGCAAGAGCAUUUACCUAGAGGUAGCUUAUUAUAGCACAAGCUUUAGUAGAAA